Geodia barretti is the source of this 384-nucleotide messenger RNA. The record is from the annotation of a GenBank genome assembly. Lineage: Eukaryota; Metazoa; Porifera; Demospongiae; Tetractinellida; Geodiidae.
AUGAUCAAAGAAUGGCGCGAAGAUCCCGUGAUCGCCCGCGCGGUGAACAAGGACAAACUCUGCAGGAACAUCAUCACCAUCGGCUCCACCGGCGACCAGCAGUACCUCAACAUGGUCGCUUUCCAGCAGGCUUUGGAUAUUUACAACCAGGAGAUUCAAAAGCGGGAUCAGGAGCGCCUGCAGAACGACUUGAAGAAAGCCAUACAGGAUGCCGAUAAAUAUCGGGAGCUAUAUGAGGAGCAGAUCGGCGAUAUCCGAGAUCUCAACGAGCAGUUGCGCAGCUCUCAACGGGAAACUAUCGCCCUGAUGGCCCCCUCAGCCCGAGGCGGCCGCAAUCUAAUCAGCCCCUCCCCUCACCCAACGCUGCUUUCAGGGGCCGGCUAA